Molecule: messenger RNA, 1171 nt
Organism: Periconia digitata
Lineage: Eukaryota; Fungi; Ascomycota; Dothideomycetes; Pleosporales; Periconiaceae
Source: the annotation of a GenBank genome assembly
CUUCGAGAGUAUAUGGAACCUAUGCUGACGAACCUUUGACCACCGAUUCAAGCCUUGCAAACUCCGCUCCGACAGCUCACGGAGCUUCUUCAUCAAAUCUAUCAACGCGGUCUUGACCGUGUCUAGUGUGGUUUUCAGCUGGUUGGCUCGGUGGACCUGUAGCCUCAGCUCAUAAGUCAUCUCUUUUAGAGUCAGGUGUGAACCCGGGGUCUAAUAGAUCCUCCUUGUUUUCAGCCAUUUCCCGCAACACUUUCCAAUCUAAGUUUUCCCUCUUCCUCGUCUGGUUUGUAAUAUCCAGGAACCUAAACCACACCGUGGAUGAGAAAGGAGAAGUCAAAGAGCCGAAGAGCUGGCGAUACCGAGCCAUCGACUGAACAGUGCCGGCAAGUGGCAUGAUGGUCAGCUUCACGCCAACUGCAAUCACUUCGGCGACAAGACGAGCUUCAUCAUCGCUGAUGUCUUCACCUCGCUGGAACUUCUCAAGCGGUUUCCUGUGUUUCUCUUCAAGGUCGAAAGCAGGUUGCUCAACUUCAUUUGGGCGAACAUCAGGUGGUUGGGGGAGGGGAUUCGAUUUAUUGUUCUCAAGGUUUGAAGUCAUGAGAGGAUGCUCAGACUCAUCAUUUCGAUUGCUCAGUGACGGAGAGUGUCUCGGCUCAAUAGAUCUGUUGGGUGAUGCCAUGUUGGGUGUAAGUAGAGCUGGUUCACUUCGUUUCUCCCGUUGACUCUGCCGACGCAGUAAGUGACUCGGUUUCCCUCGUCGGUUCGGGGGGAAUAGAGGGCGUCUAGGUUUAAAGUCUCGGUCGGGCUGAUCAACACGACGGCUCAUAGAAGGGGAGGUACUCUUCUCGCUAAGUUCUUCGGCGAUAUCUUGAAGGGGUGCCGAGUCAAGGGGAUCUAAUACAUCUCCCUGAUUGCUUCGGAUGCUGGCGGACCGUCUCGGUUCAACGCCUUGGGUUUGCUUGCGUUUGCUGGAGCGUAGUACAACCAUGUAGAAAGAGUGUACUAAGAUAUAGCCAGGAAAGGAGUUUGAGAUUCCACGAUGUAGAGGAGUGUAGUUAUGAGGAAUUUCGAUGGCAGUGAAGUUCAAUAGAAGUCUGGCGUUGUCCCCGAAGGAGCUUGAGUAGAGUAUGUAUGAAUGUAAGUGAAGGAGAAGAAGUCCAAGAUCCAGAGG